Molecule: messenger RNA, 1722 nt
Organism: Ambispora gerdemannii
Lineage: Eukaryota; Fungi; Glomeromycota; Glomeromycetes; Archaeosporales; Ambisporaceae
Source: the annotation of a GenBank genome assembly
AUGUCCCGUUCUUCUGUGACAAAUUCUUCACCUAUUUUGCUGGAUCCGGCAGUCGACACUCACUACAAUAGGUUGAGGCUAUGUUUGGCAUUGGUAAUCCUCCGAAACAAGCCAUCGCAAUUUACAAUAAAAGGUUUGGGUUUUCUUCCGGAUUGCUUUUUUACCAUUGCACAGAAUGAAAGCUUAUCACGUUUCUCUGUAGAGUACAUCGACUUUGUGAAAUGUUCAAUAAACUGUUCAACAACAACAACAACGGGAGUAGCAAAAUGUAAAAGGGACAUUGUGGAAGCCGUAAAACAGCAGCUAAAACGGAAAUGUACCUUCGAAGAAGACAAGCUUAUCACCAAUAAUAACCUUCCAAAUGACGAUGUCUUUUCCGUAAAAGAUUCUCGAGAAGUAGAAGAGCCGAAAAGAGUUUCUAAUCCUGAUAUUUUACAUAAUCCUUGGAAAAAACGUGCUUUCGAGUUGGAGCAUGAAGUAGAACGUCUGAAGCAACGAUUAUGCGUGUUUGAAAUCGAAUUGGAAAAUGCCAAACAAACUCCUCAGGUUGCAGCCACAACCACUGCAAGACGUAAAAAAACAAAACCACAACAAGAUCAUAACCGUGCAUCAUCAACAGUUUUAGCGACCACGACAACAACUACCAACAAAAAACAGAGCAAAAAGACUGCAAUAGACAACCAUAAAAUCACAUCAUUUUUCGAGUACAUCGAUCCAGACGCCCAAAUAAUAAACCAAAUUAAUGCCGGCGAUGAAGGUCCAUGGGAAUUGUUUGAUAUCAUGCAAGCAAUGUCCUUCAUACAGCAAAUGAAGAAUCUUCGUCAGGCGACUGUGAUGUCAGCACAGGACUCUGUCAUUCCACAAACAAUAAUAAAAAUUAUAAAUUAUAUAAAUUUUAAAUUGACCGCUUUAUUUUCUAUAAUAAAAACAAGUAACAAGACCUGCAACAAUUUAUGGCAGACAUAUUCCUCGUGUGUUCAAAGUUUUGGCAACAUCUCUAAAAAGUUGUUAGAAUUUCUUCGGUUGCCUACGUUACCUGCAUCACAAUACGAUGACAUUCUUAGCACCUUAGCAAACGCAUUAGCUACAUUAAUACGUGCUAUCUAUCCGCUAACAAAAAUAGUAUUUAACGAAGCGCUUCAAGAGCACAACCCCGAGACUUACGCGGGAAAUAACAAACUUCUUCCCAACAAGGAUCAAGAUCCAAGAGAGCUAAUAGCACAAAUACUGGUGAAUCUAUGCACAAAUGUAGAGCCACGACUUAAGGAACCUGUUGCCUUUGUUGCUGCAAAAGAGUGUAGCCGAUUAAUAAAGAAAGAUAUUGUACAUGAAUCUGCUUCUGAGCACACUUUUCAUCAUGAUUCGACUUUUUCUAAGGAAAAACAUAAACAGCAAUUCGAUGACGAUCAUAUAAGUAUUUGCGAAGAGAUGAUAUUAAAAGACACGGGAUAUUAUUUGUUAUGGAUGUUGGAUAAGAUUAUUACUUGUAGUGCUGAUAGUGAAGGAAAGUUAAGCACAGCUCUUACAGCCGAAACAAUUAAGAAUAUUGCAUCCCUACUGGAAUCAAAUAUAUUUAAAGAUUCAAAUCAAAUAACAAGCUUGCACGGUGAUUCGCUCUCUGUCUAUAUUUCGAAUAUCUUUGAGAAACUUUGGACUCAUAAAAAUACCAACAAUAACAACGAUUCAGAUUUUUCCUUGAUUGAGCGAAUGCUUAUUGAUUAA